AUGGAGCGAGCGAACCCGUGGCCGGCGGCCCCGCACCAGGAUACUGAGAAGUCGAAGUGCGUCUCAAAUAUGUCUCCAUCACCUGAAAGCAGUGGAGUGCACACCUCUUGGAACCAGGACUCAUCAGGCAUUCAGCACGUCCUUCAGAGUCCACAGCUGGAGAGGAUGCCCUUGGGUUCUGCUCAGGAGCCCAGGCAGAAUGAAGAUGAAAUGGGGCUACAGUUCAGUGUGUUGUUGCCUGAGUGUAAUGUGAACUAUUGCCCCCAAGUGACUCUCCCUCCUUCCCAAAUGAUUUACUGUCAGAGAAUGUCUCCCUAUCAACCAGGAAUGAUGAUUUUCAACAGGUCCCAGAUGAUGUCCUUUGGAGAGCCCAGUAUUCCAGGGAUGGCCAUGAACUUCAGUGGGAAUCUGAGCAUGCCCCCCAAUGGGCCACCAGUCACAAUGCCCCACAUUAGGACACCAACAAUGCAUUAUUCUGACCACCCUACAGUACCUUCUAAUAGCGACUCUUUAACACCUAAAAUGUUAUUGCCUGCCACUGUGCCUUCUGCUGAGGGCCAGGCUGGGUUCCCCUCUUUGGCUCAGAUGUUACCCCCUAGAGAUCCCCACAACUGUGGAAUGCCCCCAGAUGGCUCCCCAUCAUUGCUGACUUUAGAAUCCCAGGACUCUUUUGUUAGCCAGCCAGCCUCCCAGGAAGACCCCUUCCUACCCGAGCAGCCUAUACCUGCGCCACAAAGAGCAGAGCAGAAUUGUGGGGCCUCAGAAAGGGCUUACAGGAGCAGAUCCCAGGUUGCAAGGCCUUACUGCUGCCAGUAUGAGAACUGUGGGAAAGCUUACACCAAGCGCUCCCACCUCCUGAGUCACCAACGCAAACACACAGGUGAGAGGCCCUAUAAAUGUCAGUGGGAAGGUUGUACGUGGUCUUUCUUCCGUUCUGAUGAGCUUGGACGACAUAUGCGGAUACACACCAGAUACCGGCCACAUAAAUGUGAUCAGUGCGGCCGAGAGUUCAUGAGAUCUGACCAUCUCAGGCAACACCAAAGGACUCAUCUGCGGGUGCCAGAAUCCCCCAAUCCACAGGCCAACGAUGAAGAGAGAGCUGGUCCUCCUGCUUCUGAUCUUUAGGUCAACCUCCUCUUCCCUUCAUUUUGGCUUCUCCACUAGAUCCUGCUUGCCUCUGACCAGCUAGUCUCCUUAGUAGGUACAGGCUUAUUUGCAGACUGAGAAACAUUGUGAGGCAGUGUUGAGUGAAGCCCAUAUGAGCUGGACCCCAUGAGGGACUCUUCAAAAACUGUCUUGGAUGCCCUUACCUCUUGGGGGCCACCUACUGUUGCUGAGUUUAGCUACAUGGAAAGAUGAAGCAAAGUAGAGAUUGGGAGCUUUAUUUAAAAGCUCUUUAUGUCACUCCCCAACUUGAAACUCUUCAGUGACUCUCCUUUGCCUGCUAUAAAAAAACCCAAGGUUCUUAUCUUGGUCUUCCACAGUUUCCAGAGCCAGGCUAUGUUCAAAUCUUGAAUAUGCCACUUACUAGCCAUGAGACCUUGGCCAAGGUCUUCUAGUAAGUGAAAAAAAUACUAGUGGACCGUUUGGGACACAUCUUAUGUCUUGACUCAGAUUUUGUUCAGAGCUCACCAGCCACAUGGCCAGAGUUUGUCUUCUCCCACUACUUCCAGACUUGGAUGGAAUGCCCCACCACAGGGCAUGGGAUCUGGCAUCGAAAGUGAGAUGCCACUAGUAACACAGAAGCCUGGGGGAGUUAAUCCUCCUCUUGGGUAACAUUUGACUAAUGGGAGUUGGGAGAGACCAAGGCAGAGAAAUUCCCUCUUCUUUCCUCCCUUCCCUGAAUUGCUGCAAGACACUGUUUCUCCGAACAGUACAGCCAGUGGGGAGAUGUCCCAAGCAGCCAGUGAGCACACCCGCUGUGCUUCAAGGCUUGUC
Messenger RNA from Myotis myotis, 1938 nucleotides. It is a transcript of the gene KLF17, whose product is annotated as Kruppel like factor 17. Lineage: Eukaryota; Metazoa; Chordata; Mammalia; Chiroptera; Vespertilionidae. The transcript is spliced from 3 exons. Gene Ontology annotation, molecular function: RNA polymerase II cis-regulatory region sequence-specific DNA binding; DNA-binding transcription factor activity, RNA polymerase II-specific. Gene Ontology annotation, biological process: regulation of transcription by RNA polymerase II. The record is from RefSeq and is a predicted model, not a curated record. The coding region runs from base 1 to 1125 and encodes 374 amino acids.